Molecule: messenger RNA, 4173 nt
Organism: Bombyx mandarina (wild silkworm)
Lineage: Eukaryota; Metazoa; Arthropoda; Insecta; Lepidoptera; Bombycidae
Gene: Frmd5
Product: FERM domain containing
Biological process (GO): actomyosin structure organization
Cellular component (GO): cytoskeleton
Molecular function (GO): cytoskeletal protein binding
Source: RefSeq, a predicted model, not a curated record
GUUUUUAAUACUGUAUCGUAACUACACUAGUUUUGUGUCAGUUUGCUUGUUUCCAAUAAUAUAGUUCGUUAGUUAGGUAUACUCUACGGGUAGAAAUUGAACCUCACUAUAGGUGGUAUCACAGAUUAUUUACUAAUAUGGGACUUCUACUCUCCAAUUUUAUUAUUCUGACUGAAACAAACCAAAAGUGAAUCGAAUCGAAAUGCGAAAUAAAAGAGAAAAUAAAAUCGAAAUUGAAUGUAACUCACGUUAUAUUUAGGGUUUAAAAGUUUCCCAACUCCUAAAUAAACUAAGCUAGUGUGUUAUAAACAAAAAAAGUGAAAAAUGUUUAAAAGCCGUGGAGAUAUUGUUUAUAAAUGCACUGUGCGACUUUUAGAGGAUACUGAAAUUUUAGAAUGUGAAUUUCAUCCUAGUUUUAAGGGUAAGUCUCUGCUAGAACAUGUGUGUCAACAAUUGAAUCUCACAGAGUCUGACUACUUUGGUUUAAGAUAUGUGGACGCAAGUGGACAGAGACACUGGCUACACAUGGCUAAACUCAUCCUCAAACAAGUCAAAGAUGCUUCGCCUAUAUUGUUCAGUUUUCGAGUGAAGUUCUAUCCACCUAAUCCUUUACUACUAAAGGAAGAUGUGACUAGAUUCCAAAUAUAUUUGCAAUUGAAGCGGGAUCUACUUCAUGGCAGGUUGUACUGUACAGCCAAUGAAGCUGCCAUGCUUGGAGCUCUCAUCAUUCAAAUUGAAUUGGGAGACUAUGAUUCAACUAUCCACAUUGGUAAUUAUGUGAGCGAAAUGAGAUUGUUAUUGAGACAAACAGAUGCAAUUGAAGGUAGGAUACAGGAACUACACAGGGAACCAUUGGAAGGCACACCCAUUGGUGGUGGAGGAGUUAAGGGUAUGUCAACUGAAGAAGCCGAAAGAACAUUCCUAAAGAUUGCUUGUCAACUUGAUACUUAUGGAGUGGACCCGCAUCCAGUUAAGGAUCACAGAGGAAACCAGCUAUAUUUAGGUAUCAACCACAGUGGCAUAUUAACAUUUCAAGGCAGUAGGAAAACAAAUCACUUCAAAUGGUCAGAAGUUCACAAGAUCAACUUUGAGGGGAGAAUGUUUAUUGUUCACUUGAAUUACCCAGAGAAAAAACACACGGUCGGCUUCAAGUGCCCGAGCGGGGCGGCUUGUCGUCACGUCUGGUGCUGUGCCAUAGAGCAGAUGCUGUUCUUCACUUUGUCGUCAUCGUCGGAAGCGUGCGUGUACUCUGGCGGGGGACUGUUCUCGUGGGGAACGAAAUUUAAGUACGUGGGGCGGACAGAGAGGGAGAUCCUCGAGAGGGACGGCCUCCUGGCACCGAGGGAGCCUCAGGAAGAAGGCUCCAGUGCUGGAGGAAAGAGGAAAGCUUCGAGCGUACCAGCGACUCCGUCUACGCCGAUGACUGGGGACUUUGGGUACAGCAGUCUGCCGCGCUCGACGCACAGCGCGCCGCUGGAGGAGAGCGGGGACGGCGCCGCGCACCUCGCGCUGGCGUGUUGCGAGCGCGCACCCGCCGACAAGCCCGCCGUAUGUCCGUCCGAGUACGGGAUGCGGGACUCGUUCGAGCACUCGUCGUCCGAGUCUGGCGUGACGUCACAGACGGGUCCGUCUCAGGGCGAGGAGUGGAGCCGGCCCCCCACCGCGGCGCCCCCGCCCCCCGCGCCGCGCCCCUUCAGCCUCGUGCGCGCCUUCGUGCCGUCGUUCCUGUUCGUGUGGCUGUCGCUAGGUAUGUUCGCACUCCUGCUGUUCGAGACGGACGUGCGUUUUCUGCGCGCCGUCAAGCACAAGCCGGAAAUGGUGGCGCUGCGCCGGUACUACUACGCGCCCCUCAAGGAAUACGUCAAGAGAAAGGUCGUUGAACUGUUUUAAUAUCAUAAUAUGAUAUGUCGCAAGCGUCGAAUCCUCAGUAGAACUUAACGUGAACCGCGUUGUGCCGUUUAAAGAUUAACCCGACGAAAUUAAAGUGUCAAAUUUUGGGACACGUUUAUAUUUAGAAUUUAGUAGUUUUUAAACGAUGUUAUUAUACAGUUUUAAACAAAACAAAACAAAAAAAAAACGUUAUAAAAGUUUCAUCUUUUAAAAUACUCACAUUCCCUUUUUCAGUAUUAACUUUUCAUUCUUACUGUGUUUUUUUCUAUUUCUUCGAUAAUGACGAAUCUCUUUUUUAUUUUAUUUUAAAAUGAAAUAUUAUCAUAAUAAUAACAAGUCAUUUAGAUAUUAAGUCACGCCUAUACGCUUUUAACAGUACAAUUUAUUGGUAAGCUUAGCACAUUAUAGCACAAUGGAUUUGUAUAUUUCUCGUUCCUAAUGUAAAGCAUUUAGAAAAGAGUAAAUAAUGUGUAGUAAUUAAUCUAUAAUUUAUCUGACAAUUAAAAAGUUAAGUAACUUUUCUUUUAUCUGUGCCUUCAUAUUUGUGCAAUCUCAAAUUGAUUUAUUUACAAAAUUAGGCUAUUUAAAAAGAUAAGAACAUUUAACAUUUAAUAAUUGUUGCUUGUUAAAUAUAUUUUUUGCUAUACUUAUUUAUUUUUGUUAAUUUAUGGUGAUGGUUUAUAUUUAUUCCAAAGAACAAAAGACAACUAAAAAUGUUCGAAUAGAAUCUCUAAAUGUUGUAAUUUUUUAUAACAUUCCACGAUAAUUAAUGUUUUGUCUUCCAUCCAGAAGGUAUUUUGAAAAUAUGCACAAUUACGCACAAUGCAAAAAUAUAGUGUUAUUACAGAGCACAAGUUAUUUUAAAUUUUAUGAAUUAUAACGUUGUUCUUACUAGUCAAAUAAUGAGCUUAAUUUAUAAGAAUUUUUAAAGUUGUUCAAUAAUUUAUUUGGUUAUACAAUUGUAAUGUGGGUCAGAGUGGAAUUUCGAGUAAUCGGAUUAAACAUUUCAAUAAAAAAGGAUAUUUGUUAAUUCAUUGAUCAAUGUAUUAAUAAAAAAUCGAUCUCAAGUCGCCAUCCAACAUAACGUUAUCCUUUGUUGAUGCAAUAGAGCCUGUUUUUUUCACGCUGUCUUUCCACAUUGGCUGUGCUAUAAUUUUAUACAAAAUAAAGGAUUCAUUUUUAAACCUUUGAAAUAUAUUUUUAUUGUAUUUGAAUGUACUUACUUUGGAAAAUGUUCAUGCCUUACUAGAUUUUUAGAUAUUAGAAUAAUUUUUCCUCCCUAGUCAAUGUUACAUUUUAAAAAAGUAUAUCCAAGAGUAAGCUAUAAGUAACGAAAAGCAAUUUGUAUUUUAGUUUUAAACAUAAUUUUUUACUCAUGUAAGUCUAUUUCAGAAUGUUUAAUCAUGUAUGUAUUAUUAGAAUUUAAAUAAGGAAACUGCUAGAAAUUGUCGAUUAUUUUUAUUAUUUUACUUACUUUUUACCCUUAAUGAUGUAAUGUUCAUGCAGUACAUACUUAAUACCGAAUACUUAACCUAGCAAAGGGUGUUAUUUUGAAGAUGGAUAAAAAUUUAAUAUUGAUCUUCGAUUUUUUUACUUACAAUAUUAUUAAAAUAAUAUAUUUCCAACAAAUUUUAAGUUCUAAAAUUUCCUAGUGUAAUUAUUCACAGUGAAAUGUCUAAGAGUAAAAUUACUUGGACUUUUUCUUUCAAUAUUUUAUAAGAAAAAUAAUAUUUUCUUAAACAUGACUUAUUCACGUUUAAAUUUCGGUUUGAAGUACAAGUAUUUUUUAAUUUGUUAUAAAUCAUAUCUCAUAGCGCUUGUUAGUUAACGCAAGAACUAGCGGAUAAAUAAAAAAAUCUAAAGAAAAUGUCAAUUAAGCUGAUCUAGAAUAUUGUACAAAGCUACUGAUAUUUCAACUUCGCUGCGAAGUAGAGUAAUACGAGAGAAAAAAUGUUUUGUAGCAUAGAGAUACGAAUGUUAGCUAAUAAUAAUGAUGAGAGUAUAAAUUUUUCUUUGUGGACCAACCCGCGUCGCUAUUACAGAAAUGCAACUGAAACAGUAAGUUAUUUUUGUACCGCCAUCGCUUAAAGUCCAUAGUUCAAUGUAGUCCUAAGAAUACAAAGUAAAGUUAGAUUAUUUAUUUAUAAAUUAUCAGACCUAUGUAUGAUGCCAAAUACAAUAAAUUUGUAAUCGUUCAGAAAUUAUGUACGUCAACAGUUUCGAGUCAAAUAUUCGUAGUGGAAAGGUAGUUUUAGUCAAAUGUGGACAAAAAUAUUGUUUCAA